GUCAUCACGCUGCGACGUUGAGCUGAUUCUUUUUACUUCCCCACGUGUGUAUCUUUUUUCCCCUUAGGUUAAAGUUUUAUUUAUUCACUUUUUCCCAUAAUGCGGCCGUUAACGGAUGAAGAGACGAAAACAAUGUUUGAAAAGCUCUCGAAGUACAUCGGAGAGAACAUUAAGCUUCUUGUGGAUAGACCUGAUGGCACGUACUGCUUCAGACUGCACCAUGAUCGUGUGUACUACAUCAGUGAAAAAAUACUGAAGUUGGCCACGAAUAUCUCUCGGGACAAGCUGGUGUCCGUUGGCACGUGUUUUGGGAAGUUCACCAAGACUCAUAAGUUUCGGCUGCACAUCACAGCGCUGGAUUUCCUCGCGCCUUACGCAAAGUAUAAAGUGUGGGUGAAGCCUGGAGCGGAGCAGUCUUUCCUAUACGGCAACCACAUCAUGAAGUCCGGCCUGGGCAGGAUCACAGAAAACACGGCUCAGUACCAAGGAGUGGUGGUUUACUCCAUGGCAGAUGUACCACUGGGUUUUGGAGUGGCAGCGAAAACCACACAGGAAUGCCGUAAGGUGGAUCCCAUGGCCAUCGUGGUGUUUCACCAGGCUGAUGUUGGAGAGUACAUCAGGAACGAGGAGACGCUCACAUAACACACGCACAUCUGCGUCUCAGAGCAGACUGUGUGUUUUUCAACGGACAUUGCAGCUUGGAACUCAAAUACAGGAGCUGUGUUUUUUGUAUUUGUGAAAUAUUUUCCGUCAGGAGAACAUGUUUAUUCUAAGAAGUUUGUGGUUCUGUUCGGGUGCGAUUUUUGGUGAAAAAUUUAAAACCAUCGAUUAUUAUAUAGACUGUAUUCUUCGGAUCAAGGUAACAUUACAGCACGUUCAGUAUUUCUACGUUAUACAAUUGUGUCUAAAAAGGUAUACGUCUCCCAUACUUUUUGGAAUCGAAUAAAGGAAAUUGUUCCCCCCCUUCAGAUUCAUUGCACAGGAAAAUUGUAAAAAACACACCUUUCCAUUUCUGGAAGAAUUAGUUCAAAGAAAAAAGGUGAUUAAACUGCGCUACAGAAAUUGAA
Messenger RNA from Neoarius graeffei (lesser salmon catfish), 1067 nucleotides. RefSeq names its product NIP7 nucleolar pre-rRNA processing protein (gene nip7). Gene Ontology annotation, biological process: ribosome assembly; ribosomal large subunit biogenesis. Lineage: Eukaryota; Metazoa; Chordata; Actinopteri; Siluriformes; Ariidae. The record is from RefSeq and is a predicted model, not a curated record. Bases 100 to 642 code for a protein of 180 amino acids. Gene Ontology annotation, molecular function: RNA binding. The transcript has 5 exons. Gene Ontology annotation, cellular component: preribosome, large subunit precursor; nucleus; nucleolus.